This is a messenger RNA of Sebastes umbrosus (honeycomb rockfish), 1856 nucleotides long. It is a transcript of the gene fgf2, whose product is annotated as fibroblast growth factor 2. Lineage: Eukaryota; Metazoa; Chordata; Actinopteri; Perciformes; Sebastidae. Bases 447 to 914 code for a protein of 155 amino acids. Gene Ontology annotation, biological process: animal organ morphogenesis; positive regulation of gene expression; positive regulation of protein phosphorylation. Gene Ontology annotation, cellular component: cytoplasm. The record is from RefSeq and is a predicted model, not a curated record. The transcript has 3 exons. Gene Ontology annotation, molecular function: growth factor activity; fibroblast growth factor receptor binding.
AGGCCCAAAGGGGAAAGCCUUCCACUGCAGAUCUAAGCCAGCUGCCCUGAUUUAAACACUUCAUUGCAAGAAGAAGUGGAAGCGAGGGGGAAUCCGCAUGCAUCCCCCCUACCAGUGUGCUCAAAGUACACUGGCAAAGCAGCUGCCCGCUCUACAAGCAACAGACGAGCAGCUACAAAUGGUAGAUUUAGACGUUUGCUGUUAGGUACAGGCAUUUUUGGAGUCCUUCUGCCUCAGACUCUCAGGACUCAAAGGGCACUUGCUUCCCUGAGUGGGGGGUGCUCAAGCAAACUGACCCCUGAGGUUAAGCAGAAUCAGUCUGUGUGAAGCUCUGUGGAGGAGGGGAGGAGGGAACGGUUAGUGGGAGGUGGGAGGCCACAGUGGGGCUCCUGCACCGCUCAAGAAGGAGACGAAGCAGUCGCCGGGAAGCGGGGAAAGAGGAGGAUAUGGCCACGGGAGAAAUCACAACACUUCCCUCCACACCUGAAGGCAGCAGCAGCGGCGGCUUUCCUCCCGGGAGCUUCAAGGAUCCGAAAAGGCUGUACUGUAAAAACGGGGGCUUCUUCUUGAGGAUAAAGUCUGAGGGGGUUGUGGAUGGAAUCCGGGAGAAGAGCGACCCCCACAUAAAGCUUCAACUCCAGGCGACCUCAGUGGGGGAGGUGGUCAUCAAGGGAGUCUGUGCUAAUCGCUAUCUGGCCAUGAACAGAGAUGGACGACUGUUUGGAGCGAGACGAGCAACAGAUGAAUGCUACUUCUUAGAGCGGCUCGAGAGCAACAACUACAACACCUACCGCUCCAGGAAGUACCCGAGCAUGUACGUGGCACUGAAGCGGACUGGCCAGUACAAGUCUGGAAGCAAAACUGGACCGGGUCAAAAGGCCAUUCUUUUUCUACCAAUGUCUGCCAAGUGCUAAUCUGGGAUCUGAUUGAGAAAUAUUAACGUCAUUAGUGGCAGCGACGAAGAAGAAGAAUGUGACGGCAACGAAGACAAAGUGUUCCAUCAACGUUGCCCAAAAAAAUAGCUGUGACGCUUUCAGACUGUUACAUCCUGAACAUGUCUGCUCUUAUUCAGCUUUUACUUUCAAACAGUGGCACGCGUUCACAGCUGGCUGCUUCCCAGUAAAAACCAGGCUUUUGCUGUGGACCAGCCAACUGCUACACUAGUGCAACUGGAGCCAGGUGCCUUGCUCAAGUGCACCCCUAAAGUACGACUAAAGUAUGUUCAUUUUACCUAUACAGAUCUUCCCUCCCUGGCUUCUGACUGUGUAAGCUGCAGUCUGGGAUAUUCUGUUUAGACACAUGUCCUCCAUAAAAAGGGGUAAAGAAAAUGCACUAAAACCAUCAAAUCAAAUUAUUAAAACGAGAGAAGGGCUUUUGUGAUACAAAAUAAAAACUAAGCACACGAAACCCACUAAAAUCAAAACCCAAGCAUUACUUAUAGUUUUUUCUAAAUAUUUUAUACUACUCACCUACCUAUUAUGUCACUACCUUGACAUAAUUAAUGGAUACCAGACAGGUUUCCUGAGCUUGUCUUUGUUUUCUGAUAAAACUGCGUUCCCCAUUUCGUAAGUGUAUAAUUUGAGAUUUGUGCAAAAAGUCCACGUUGCAUGGCACUGGAGCAUAACUUAUACAUUUAUUAAUACGAGAUAAUUGCAGUGAAUGAAGUCUAGUUCUAUGACAGAAAGGCAGUUAACUUGGACAUAAGGAUUGUGACUUUUUUGACCAGUCAGUAGGCUAAUUCAGCAAGGCAGCCAAUAUUAACACAGCUAGCCACUGACGUUGGCUUCUGCCAGGAAAUGGUCAGCCGACACUGGUGGCUAUAGCUUGGUAAACCGACCUGUUCCCAGUUAAAAAAA